Molecule: messenger RNA, 2788 nt
Organism: Erythranthe guttata (spotted monkey flower)
Lineage: Eukaryota; Viridiplantae; Streptophyta; Magnoliopsida; Lamiales; Phrymaceae
Source: RefSeq, a predicted model, not a curated record
AUUGAACCGGACAAGUUUUUAAUGUUCAUUUCUACAGUCUUGUGCGGAUUUUAGAGCAGUUAAUCUAAAGACUACUGUGAUUCUAUUUGACUGUGUUUCUACUUUCUAAGAUAAUAAUUUUGCAUUUAUAUUUUUGGGAGUUAUUAUCUGCGGGAGUGGCAGCAUGGACCCAACAUGAACACACAACUACAGUUCAUAAUUCUCUUUUUAUUAUUCCAGUUUGUUUGGCAAAUUUGAUGCCUUUCAAUACUAUGUACAAGGUUUUCCAAUUCACUUUCUGUUUGAUCCUUUUCUUCUCAUUUUUCUCUUGUAUUAACGAAUGCAGGUUGAAGAUGUCUCACAGGAGAGAAAGGAGAGACAGUAGGCACUCAGAGAUUGAAGAGUUAGAGUAUAGGCACUAUAAACAAUUGAGGGAUGGAAAAAUCAAAAUCAGUGGUUCUGGGAAAUAUCUUGUCUGCCCUUUUUGCCGGGAUCACAGCAGACGAGAUUAUGAUCUCUUGGAUCUAGAACGACAUGCAUCCAGAAUUGCUAAAGAGUCAAAAAGUGCUAGCUUCAGCGACAAAGCUAGACAUCUAGGACUGAUUAAGUAUUUGCAUUGGUAUGGCCAUAGGAAGGGGGAAUUGUCGCAAUCAACUAAGAGAAGUCCUGAGCGUUCAGAUAAUUAUGAAGAUGAUAAGAGGAAAUCUCCAGAAACCGACAGAGAUAGCAAGUUACAGCAGAGAGACACCGAGAGAACUAUUCAAGACGUGAAGAAACUUAUAGAGGGAGAUGAUUCAUCAAUCCAUACUACUGUCAUAGUUACUGAACCGUGGGAAACAUUACCAGGACCACAUCAAAUAGCAACACGGAAAGGUGAUAUAGCUGUUAAAGCGGAUGAUUUCGAAACUGAACCUGGAGAAAUAAUCAGGGAAUCAGCAGAUGUUGGUGUGAUUGCCAAAGAGACAUUAGUGAAAUCUUGUGGAAGAGAUCUCAAACAGGAGUUUCAAUCCCGACGUGGUUCAGCUGUGAGGCCAUCUGCUCAUAAAGGUGACGAUGAGCCUAUUGUUUGGCCUUGGAUGGCUGUUCUUGCGAACCUUCCCGUUGAGAAAAAGAAUGGAAAAUAUGCCGGUGACAGCUGUCGGAAGCUAAAAGAUGAAUGGGUUAACCAAGGAUACAAUCCGGUAAAAGUUCAUCCUUUGUGGGACUUCCGGGGUCACUCGGGGUUUGCAAUUGUUGAAUUUAAGAAGGAUUGGGAGGGAUUCAACAAUGCUAUGGCUUUUGAAAAAACAUUUGAAACGAGUCGCUACGGGAAGAGAGAUUGGUACGCGAGACGAGAUAAAGGAGAUAAGCUGUAUGCUUGGCUUGCCCGUGAAGAAGAAUAUAGGGGAAUGGGUCUUAUCGGCAAACACCUUCGCAGGCAUGGAGAUCUUAAGAGCGUGUCUGAGAUACAAAAGGAAGACAGAAGGAAAGAAACCUCCCUAAUGUGCAACUUGACCAUUGAAUUGGAGACAAAGAGUAAAGAAUGCGAGGAGAUAAAGAAGAACAUUAGCAAGACUGAAGUUUUUAUGCGAAAUAUUGUAGAACAAAAGGAAGAGAUGACUCAAAAAUACAAUGAAGAGAUGGAGAAGAUGCAGGCUGUUGCAUCUGAGUUUUCCCAAAGAAUUUAUGAGGAUCACGAGAGAAGCAGAGCAGAGUUGGAGGCUCGAAGAGAAGAGUUGAAGUCAAGGGAAAAGGAACUUAAACAACGUCAAGCACUGAACAAGAGUGAGAACAGGGAGCUGGAGGAACACAAGAAAAUGAAUGAGAUGGCAAUCUUGAAGCAAAAGAAAGCUGAUGAAAAUAUGUUGAAACUUGCAGAAGAACAAAAGAGACAAAAGGAACUUUUUCACAACAAGAUUAUAGAACUUGAAGCAAACCUUGACCAGAAGCAAGCACUGGAGUUGCAGGUAGAACGCCUGAGGGGUGCUGUUGAGGUGAUGAAACACAUGGCUGAUGAAGGAGAUAUGGAAGAGAAGAAGAAGUUGGAGUCAAUCGAAGAGGAGCUUCAGGAGAAAGAAGAAGAACUUGAUGGUGUUGGAUCUUUAAAUCAAGCUCUUAUUAUCAAGGAGAGAAAUACCAAUGAUGAGUUGCAGGAAGCUCGCAAGCAGCUGAUAGAAGUUCUCAAGGAUAGUCGAGCCAACAUAUGUGUCAAGAGGAUGGGAGAACUUGAUGGCAAGCCAUUUGUCAAAGCUGCAAAAAUAAAAUAUGCUGGUGAAGAUGAAAUUACAAAAGCGAUGGAGCUCUGCUCACUGUGGGAAGAUCACCUUAGGGAUCCAAGCUGGCAUCCAUACAAGGUGGUUAUGGAAGGAGGAGCUCAUAAGGAAGUUCUGGACGAAAAUGACGAAAAGUUGAACGAGCUGAAAACUGAAUUCGGCGAAGAAGUGUACAAGAGUGUGACCAAGGCUCUGGAUGAGAUGAAUGAGUACAACCCAAGUGGUAGGUAUCCAGUACCAGAGCUGUGGAACAACAGCGAAAACAGGAAAGUCAAAUUGAAAGAGGGGAUUCAGCAUUUACUUAAACAGUGGAAGCUUCACAGAGGAAAAAGGCGAAGGAACUGAAGGAAGAGUUCCAAGUGCUGGAAUUGAUGCCUCUACCAUAUUGAUAUUUUGGGCUAACUGUAUAUCUCGUUUCUUUAAUCGGAUAACCGAGGAGUUCUAACAAAUUACAAAGAUGAGUGUCUCAGAAUGCCGGGGAUAUUUCAGCUUCGUAUGACUCGUGACAUUAUAGAAGUUGUGACUCGAAUUAAAUGGCAUUUUUUACUAGAUUAUUU